GGGGAGACAAAGGGGGAGAUGAGAAGGUGGGAGACAACUCAGCAUGACAUGUAUUCACCGGCAGGGAGAAACCCCGGAGAGGACGCGCGUGUUUUCAUCAUGUAGAGGCAGACACACCGACGGACAGACUCAGUUUCAUCCUCAAACUUCAGAACAGCAUGAAGCCUGAGCUGCGUUGACUGAAAACACCGACUGACGUAUUUUGGAUUUCUCUAGAGACGUAAAAUAAAAACGCAGGAGCAGAAAUGGCAGCUGCAGACAUCCUCUUCUUCACUCUGUGGAUUGCCACAUUCUUCGCCACUGGACUUGGGUGUCCUGUGCUCUGUACCUGCUUAGAUAAACACAACCGCCAUGUUGCUGAAUGCUCCUACAAAGACAUAGCUAAAGUCCCAGAUGGUUUUCCUCCUAAUGUUUCGACUGUGAGUCUCACUGUUAAUAAGAUAAGUUUCAUACCACUGGGGAGUUUUGACAAUGUCACCCAGGUGACAUCGCUGUGGAUGUCCCACAAUGAGAUCGUCUCCAUUGAACAAGGGAGCCUCGCGCCUUUGGUUCAUCUGCGUAACUUUGACAUCAGCUACAAUAAAAUCAUAGACUUUCCUUGGGAGGAUCUGCAGAGCCUCACAGCCCUGCAUCUGUUGAAGAUGAACCACAAUGAGAUGGCCCACCUGCCGAGGGAUGCUUUCUCUAACCUCAAAGAGCUGAGGUCCCUCCGACUUCACAAUAACAAAUUUGUAACAAUAGCUGAGGGGACAUUUGACGGUUUGUUGUCUUUGUCCUAUUUGCAGAUUUCUAACAAUCCUUUUGCCUGCACCUGUUCCCUUGACUGGCUUAGAGACUGGAUUUCAGCAUCCACAAAAAUUCAAAUCACAGUCCCAGAUCAGAAUUUGAUUACUUGCGCAAGCCCAGACACACUUAAAGGGGAAGAGAUCAGUACACUGCCCGAGUCAAAGUGCAUGAGCCCAAAUGUCACAAUACAGACUGAACCAAAUAUUCAUAACUCAUCUGUCUAUGAGGACAGUACAUUGGUCCUGACUUGUGAAUUCAAAGGAAACCCAAAGCCACUAGUCAUGUGGAAUAUUCGCAGCAAAAGCCAGACACAAGAGCUGGCCUUGUCGUUCACGGAAGAUGACUCCACAGAAUCAAAUGAGAACUCCUUACAGUCCUCUCAUCCUGUCAAAGUCUUCAGUAAUGGGACUCUUAUCAUUUCACACCUUAGGAAGGAAGACAGUGGCAACUACAGCUGCUUGGCCACAAAUGAAUUUGGUAGAGCUUACGAUUCAGUGUCAGUGGAGGUGGUGGCUUCACCAAAACCAACACCCAUAACAAGAAUGACCACAACACCCACUUACACCGAAACACAAUCAUAUGUACAGAGAGCAACAAACAAAAUAUCUGUGUUUGAUUCUGUGCUUCUACCUAAUGUAAGGAGAGAAAACUUAAUAAACAUUGUACCGACUGUCCCACCCACUGCAGAGAUUAAUUCUGAGUCUUACGAGGAGGAAACAAGAUAUCCGUCGCGUGCUAGUAAAUGUGGUUUGACCGCUAAUACGAGAUACAUUUCUAGCCAUGUUUUUAAUGGGAGCCUGGAAGAUAUCAAGCAAUACACAUUUGACUUUGGUGUCAUUGCACUUGGGGUGUCAGAAACAGAGGCAACAGUGCGACUUAACCCUCUUCUCGUACCCAGAGAGAAAAUCGCCAGUGGGGACACCACUGCUACCACAUCUGGGAGUGUCCACCCUGACAGUGAAGAACGCCAUGAACUUUCAGACGACUCUGAAAAAGUUCACUCCAGUGGCUUGUAUCUGUGCGUCACUGCCGAUCGCAAACACUCAGCUGUGCAGUGGUCUAGGAUCAAGGAAGGUGUUAACACCUAUGUGUUCAGCGGCUUACGCCCUGGCACCAACUACUCCCUGUGUCUGACCUACAGAGGUGAGGACUGCGAGGUCCAGGUGCUGUUCACCACCAGAAGGAGGGUGCCAAACCUGCUGAUCAUCAUCUCGGUCAGCAUCUGCCUCCUGACUGUGUCUACUGUGCCUCUGCUCGGUGCAACUUGCUUCCAUCUGGUGUACAAAUACCGCAGUAAGACGUACAAACUGAUCCUGAAGGCCAAAGACCAGUACCACAUGGAGAGGAACCUCACCGCCAACUUUAACAUCCAUGCACCACACACCGACUCUCGGAGGAGGAUUAAUGGCAGCCAGCUGGAUGAGGAGGAGGGGGAGACGGAGAGUGGAGACGGAGAGAAAGAGGCAGAUACAGAGGAAAGUGUGGUGACUGAGUCAUUUACUUUGUCUCAGUGCAGGGGGAAUUUAGACGACUGUGAGGUAGGAUCUGAGUACAGUGAUCGGUUGCCUUUGGGAGCUGAAGCAGUGAAUAUUACAAGCAACUACAAAUAUCCAAAUCAGUAAAUGUUGAAUUGUUACUCACUUAACAUAAUCUGUAGGGUUUUUUGCAUUCAGUUAGAGGGAAAAAAUUGAUUUUUUUUUUUUGCAGUUUGUGCCAAUGUUUUAUGUUUUUUUCAGCCUUUGUGAAAGCAGCCUUGAAAUACAGUUUUGUUCUGCAGUGAUCUAACAAGAUGCAAAAUAUAUUUAUGUGCUUUAGACCACACCCAAAGCUGAAACAAUCAGUCUAUAUCGACUGUCAUGGCCAGACAAACAUCUUUUGGUGAAAGCUGUACUUGGCCUGGUGUAGGCUAUGCUAACUGCACGUCUUUGCUGGGAGUAUCUGGGCUUGUUUUCAUCCCUCUAAAGGCAAUUUUCAGUCAUUCAUUCAUGUACACCUCUCAAAAACAUCUUCCAUAAACAACAAUAGAAGGCAAAAACAGAGCCAGCUUGUGUUCAACCUUAAAAUUAUUAAUCUGUUACAGAAGUAGAAGAAGCAUUUCAUGUCUGUGCAGCUUCACAUUUUAUUAAAAUAAACACAGAGAGAGUGCAUACAUAAAUGUGCAUCUGCAUCCAGAUCUUUACCAAAAUAAAAACAGUGAUAGACAAUCAUGGGAUACCAAACAUACCAUUUUAUUUAUGUAAGUGCAAUAUUUCAUAAGAAGCAAAAAUGUUCAAAAAUGCCUCAUCUCUCGACAUUAAGAAAUCCUGUAAACAAGUUCUGGAUCUGACCAUGUUCUUUGGUUCAUGGUUCAACUUUCUGACCAAACAACAGAGGUGAUAUUACAAUAAACAUGAAGGCUAUUUUGUCCAGUGUCCAUCUCCCACCUGCAAAGAUUAAAAUAAUACUCUGAGAGUGCACAUUGGAGCUGCAUGUUACAGCCACGUUUGGCCACAAUUACCACAAACUGCCAAAAUGUUCUUGGACACUGAGGACUGAAAGUUAACCCUGAGAUAACACUGAAUGAGUCCUUAAAUGGAGGCAGAGGUUACUGUUGAACCAGUUUUGACAACAAAGAGAUGUAACAAAUAACAAAGCUUGUGUCACAUAUGAAAUGCUUUGCAAAAUGAUUCGGAGUUAUGUACGCUAGAUGUAAGCAGUAGUAAAUGGGCUAACUGUGACUAAAAUGUACCAAUAUUCCACUCACAGUAAAUUUGUGCUGUUGUUUUGCUGUAUGAGCUUAAAAAUACACUGACCCUGAAUCCUCUCAGAAGGGAGAUUAAAUGUUUAUAAAAACUGUGUUGUUUCAAAGACAAAAACAAUGUGCCCCACAGCUACAGUAUGAGCUCUUUGUCCAGUUAUACUGUGAACAUUCCCUAUGAAGAUAACUGUUUUCAUGUUGAAUAAAACUGGGUGUUUUAAACAAUCUCUUCGUCACGAUCUUAAAAAUGUGGACAAGUGUAGUUCAAUAUUAUCUGCCAAGUCUGCUUCAGUGUACAGUAACAGUAACAAUGUUAAUGAGUGUGUGUAUGUGAAAUUAUCACUCCGCUGUAUCUGGGUCAUGUGUCCAUCCAUGGUGUUUUCCCCCAGACUACUACAGUUAGAGGCUCUGCAUGCUGCCUGUCUUUGUGAGUCGCAGUAUGCUGUGUCUUGUGUACAUAUUCUUGUCUUAAAGAAUAACUUUGAGUCAGUGUUUGCUGCUGUCUUUUUUCUGUUUUAUACCCCUGUAAUUAAAGAAAUAGUAUGUUUUUACCAAAGUGUUUAAAUGUCCUAAUUCUAAUUCUCCUCCUAUCCUAUGUGCCUCAAUAAAGUUUGGACAAAACAAUAC
Molecule: messenger RNA, 4150 nt
Organism: Lates calcarifer (barramundi perch)
Lineage: Eukaryota; Metazoa; Chordata; Actinopteri; Centropomidae
Product: immunoglobulin superfamily containing leucine-rich repeat protein 2
Exons: 2
Coding region: 246-2408 (720 amino acids)
Molecular function (GO): protein binding
Source: RefSeq, a predicted model, not a curated record